Sinocyclocheilus grahami is the source of this 2554-nucleotide messenger RNA. RefSeq names its product catenin, beta like 1 (gene ctnnbl1). The record is from RefSeq and is a predicted model, not a curated record. Gene Ontology annotation, cellular component: spliceosomal complex. NCBI's taxonomy places the organism in Eukaryota, Metazoa, Chordata, Actinopteri, Cypriniformes, Cyprinidae. Bases 129 to 1730 code for a protein of 533 amino acids. The transcript has 15 exons.
UUACGUCACUCUGGCCGGCCACUCGCGCGAAGAAGAAUAGAAACCAACGAGUUUUGUUUACAAGCGUGUCGCGUUCAUACACUUUUACAAUCUGAGUUUUUAAGGCUUUAAACCACACAGAAAUCGUCAUGGAUGUUGGGGAGCUGCUGAAUUAUCAGCCCGACCGAGGUGCCAAGAGACCCAGAGAUGAAGACAGCCGCGAGGAGUCCAGAAGCAAGCAGAAGACGGCGGGCCGAGACACAGGACGGGUGCUGGUGAGAUCAGAGCCGGACAGCGAGGAGCAGACAGGAGACGGGGAGAAGAUCCUGGAGAGACUGAUGGAUCAGGAUGGAGAAGAUCCAGAGGGUGAGCUUGUGGAUGAGAGCACAGUGAAGAAAAUGAUCCUGACCUUUGAGAAGAGAUCCUACAAAAACCAGGAGCUGAGGAUCAAGUUUCCCGACAACCCCGAGAAGUUCAUGGAGGCGGAGCUUGACCUGAAUGACAUCAUCCAGGAGAUGCAUGUCAUCGCCACGAUUCCAGAGCUGUAUCAUCUGCUGGUGGAGCUGAACGCCGUCCACUCUCUGCUCGGCCUCCUCAGCCACGACAACACUGAUAUCAGCAUCGCGGUGGUGGAUCUCCUGCAGGAGCUGACAGACAUCGACACGCUUCACGAGAGCGAGGAGGGGGCAGAGGUGCUCAUCGACGCUCUGUUGGAGGGUCAGGUUGUCGCUCUCAUGGUGCAGAAUAUGGAGCGUUUGGAUGAGACGGUGAAGGAAGAAGCUGAUGGCGUUUACAACACUUUAGCUGUGAUCGAGAACAUGGCCGAGUUUCGUCCCGGUCUGUGUACAGAAGCGGCCCAGCAGGGUUUGAUGCAGUGGCUGCUGAAGAGGAUCAAGGCCAAGAUGCCUUUUGAUGCCAAUAAGCUGUACUGCAGUGAAAUACUGGCUAUCCUGUUGCAAAACAAUGACAAAACGAGGGAGCUGUUGGGAGAAAUGGACGGGAUUGAUGUACUACUGCAGCAGCUCUCAGUGUUUAAGCGUCAUAAUCCAGCCACGGCAGAGGAACAGGAAAUGAUGGAGAAUCUGUUUGAUGCCCUCUGUUCUUGCCUCAUGCAUCCAGCCAAUCGUGAUCGUUUCCUCAGGGGGGAGGGGCUUCAGCUCAUGAACCUCAUGCUCAGGGAGAAGAAGGUGUCUCGAGUCAGUGCUCUGAAGGUCCUGGACUACGGGGUGAUCGGUCCAGAGGGGUCGGAUAACUGUCACAAGUUUGUGGACAUCCUGGGCCUGCGGACCAUAUUCCCUUUGUUCAUGAAGACGCCCAAGAAGAUGAAGAAAGUGGGAGUAUCGGACAAGGAGCACGAAGAGCAUGUGUGCUCCAUCAUCGCCUCCAUGCUGAGGAACCUCAAAGGGCAGCAGAGAAGUCGUCUCCUCAGCAAGUUCACAGAGAACGACUGCGAGAAGGUCGACAGACUCAUGGAGCUGCAUUUUAAGUACCUGGAAGCCGUUCAGCUCGCAGACAAGAGGAUCGAAGGAGAGAAGCACGAUAUGGUUCGUCGUGGAGAGAUAAUCGACGAUGCGAUGGACGAUGAGUUUUAUCUGCGGCGGUUGGACGCCGGACUCUUUUCCCAAUUAAACAUCCUGUUUCUUUUUCACUCUCGUUUUUCAGAAUACGCAGAAAAUAUUGGCGACGGCAAGAGCGAGGAGUUUAAGGAAAGUGAGCAGAAGAGGAUUAUGGAACUACUUGAGAACUUCUAAAAAUCCAGUUGGAGCUCAGUGUGGGUUUUACUAAGCAGUUUUUUUUUUCUGCGUUAUGGUGAAGCUACAUGUAUUUUGACCAAUCCUCAUCCUGUCCUGACUGGACCACAAAAAUCUGAAGUUUGAACAUUCACGUGGCUGAUUGUAUCCCAACAGAUUGGAUCUGGAUAUUGAAUCUGUUGAUAUCCAACACAUUUUGUUCAUGUUUAUAGUUGUUACUGUUUUCUAGGCCAGAUAUUUUGUGUCAAAACAACUUCAGUUUUCUUGUAAUUAAAGUUUGUGCUUUUCUUUACUUCGUGCCGUUUCCUUCAUUAGAUUUUGUAGCCUAGAUCACCUUCCAGGAGACUUAAUGUCUCAUUAGACCAAUUCAGGCAGCAAAACAACUCUUGUGCUGAAACAUAAUUUAGGAAAAUGUUGUGUUUAUGUCUCUGUUCUCCUUUCCAGCGUUCCUGUAGAUGGCUGAUUAAGUGAAGGAUUGUGGCUUUCCUAUCUUUUCAGCCUUUGUUUGUCAUCUCAUCAUUCAGGUCCCUUUAUAUGAAUCCAGGGUCCAUAACAUUCUAAACCUGCUAAUGGCUGGUGGAUUUUACUGUAUGUUGCUUCUUUGUCUUGCUGCUACUCCCUGGAAUAUGUGUCAAACAACGGACGCCAUGUGUCACUGGCAGCGUUAUAAGUUUGCCAUUCUCUCAGUGAAUCAGCAAACUCUUAAUUGUUUCUCUUAUUUUAGUUUCAGUGGGAAAUGUGUCAACACAUGGAGUUUUGGAGUUCUGACAGUAAAAUAUUUGGCUUCUUAAUAAGCUAAGGCAAACUUCUGAAGGUAAAUUUCA